Molecule: messenger RNA, 1867 nt
Organism: Coffea eugenioides
Lineage: Eukaryota; Viridiplantae; Streptophyta; Magnoliopsida; Gentianales; Rubiaceae
Product: BTB/POZ and MATH domain-containing protein 3
Exons: 4
Coding region: 303-1523 (406 amino acids)
Biological process (GO): protein ubiquitination
Molecular function (GO): protein binding
Source: RefSeq, a predicted model, not a curated record
AGUAUUACCUCCCCAAACAGUAUCCAAAACAUCGUCCAUCUCCCGUCCUCGCUUCUGCUAAAGCCCCCGGCUCCCCCCGUUUCACCUUGGCCAGUUCCCCGCCCAAUCCUCGUCCCUAACUUCGCCCCUUUAAAUUUCCCCAAAAUUACCGUCCAUUUUGUAAAUAUUUCCAGUUCCUAUAAUCCCUAAUCCACGCAAUUAACUAUUCAGCCUUCUGCGAUUCCAUUCAAUUCGAUUCAACCUCUUCUAGGGUUUCGAAACCUAAUUUCCCACCACCUGGAUUAAUUUCAAACUCCAAUGAAAUGAUUGUCAAUUGGGACAACAAUACUAACGACUCGAGCUCGAAAUCAAUCAACGAGACCGUCAAUGGCUCCCACCAUUUCACCAUCAGGGGGUACUCGUUGGCCAAGGGUAUGGGCCCUGGUAAAUACAUCUCCAGCGACACAUUUAGCGUUGGGGGUUACGAUUGGGCUGUUUACUUUUACCCCGACGGUAAAAACAUAGAGGAUUCGUCCAUGUAUGUGUCGGUGUUCAUCGCCCUGGCAAGCGAGGGUACGGAUGUGAGGGCUUUGUUCGAGCUAACCCUUUUGGACCAGAGCGGCAAAGGCAAGCACAAAGUCCAUAGUCAUUUCGACCGCGCGUUGGAGAGUGGACCUUAUACCUUGAAAUACAGAGGAAGCAUGUGGGGCUACAAACGUUUCUUCAGAAGAACCAGUUUAGAAACAUCUGAUUAUCUCAAGGAUGAUUGCCUUUCAAUGCAUUGUACUGUUGGAGUUGUUAGAACCCGUGUUGAAGGACCCAAACAGUAUACUAUUUCUGUACCACCAUCAGACAUGGGCCAGAAUCUCAAGUACUUGCUGGAGUCUGAAAUUGGCAGUGAUAUAACUUUUCAAGUUGGUGACGAGGCAUUCAAAGCCCAUAAGUUGAUCCUUGCUGCUCGCUCUCCUGUAUUUAGAGCCCAAUUUUUUGGACUUAUUGGAGAUCCCAAUAAAGAGAUAGUAGAACUUGCCGAUAUUGAACCCUCUAUCUUCAAGGUAAUGCUCCAUUUUAUUUACUCGGAUGACCUUCCUGAUCUACAUGAGAUUACUGGAUCAACUUCCAUGUGCACAUCAACUAUCAUGUUGCAGCACCUCUUGGCAGCUGCUGACCGGUAUGGUUUAGAUAGGCUGAAACAGUUAUGUGAAGCAAGAUUAUGUGAAGAAGUCAGUGCUGAUACAGUGGCAACUACUCUUUCCCUAGCUGAACAACACCAUUGUUUACAGCUGAAAGCCAUCUGUUUGAAAUUUGCAGCAACAAACUUGGGAGUGGUUAUGCAGUCAGAGGGCUUCAGACAUUUAGAAUUGAGCUGCCCCUCACUGUUGUCGGAGUUGCUGGAAACAAUUGCUUCAGUGGAUGAGAAACCAAACCUAAUGUCAAGUAAGAAAAGAAGUGGCAGCAGUAUAUUUGGGAUUGACUUGGUGGCUGAUGGUGCUGCAGCAGAAUCAGUGAAUCCUAAUGUCAGGCGCAUUCGGAGGCGGCUGUAGUAUUAUCGUCGUGUAUACAAGAGUGAAAAAUAACUUGUUUAAGCAGGUGCAUCUAAAAGUCGUAGUUAUGUCUAGCAUGUCUAUAGUAUAUUGUUUAGUUUUGAUUCUUCUUGGUUGCUGGAGGAGUUCUCUUUUCUAACCAUUCUGCCCUGGUGGUUGGGGAAAAAAGAAGAAGGGGGGGGGGGGGCUUUCACUGUAUAUCAGCAUGAGGUGAAGGGCUAGAGGGUGUUGCAAUGUUAAGACUUCUCAAGUAUGAAUGAUCAACUGCCAGAAAAUCUGAAUAAGAUUUAUUUUGGCUUGAAUGUUGAAUGACUGCUUUAUUAUAGAAUGCAUAAUUCGGAUUA